AUGUUCGCUAUGAAGCAAGAGUUCAACAAUCUUUUAUCGAAGAAGAGGGAAUUUCUUUCACGGCAGAGAACGUCAUCGUUGCUCAUCAAUCCUUUGAAAACUGCGGAAAACGAUUUGAUACCCGAAUUUUCCAACUUCUAUCGUCGCUUAUCAAAUGCCCCAAUGGCUCCUGAAGAGCAUACUGCACAACUAUCACUCAUUGAGCAAGUCAUCCAGGAAUCAAUAAUCAUUGAAUGGCCUCGAUGCGUAGAAGGACUUCCGUCGUCAAGUGAAUCAGUGGAAAUUGAUAUGGCGCCAUUGAUCCAUCGCGCUAGAAGCGUGGUCAAGUGUAGGACGAGUCAUCCAACAAUGAAAAUAAAAGUGUGUGCCAUUAGCCAAGACAUUGAUGGCCCUCUGCUUCCGCAACCGAAAACUGUCGAGGCUUUUUUUCGUGCGUCGCUUGUGAAACUAUCACAUGAUGGCACUGAACCAAGGUCUAAUAAUUAUCAGCAAAAGUUGCCUUUAUCUUCCGAUGUUGUUAGCAUGUUAGCGCAUCUGCAUAGGGUUGCAUUCGUAUUUGCAAGAGCUGAAUUUAUCAAUCUGGUUUCUGCAAAGCGGAAAGAAUUCGUUAGUGAUAUUCGUAACUGA
This is a messenger RNA of Cylicostephanus goldi, 627 nucleotides long. Lineage: Eukaryota; Metazoa; Nematoda; Chromadorea; Rhabditida; Strongylidae. The record is from the annotation of a GenBank genome assembly.